Messenger RNA from Cebus imitator (Panamanian white-faced capuchin), 3061 nucleotides. Its product is annotated as L-threonine 3-dehydrogenase, mitochondrial. Gene Ontology annotation, biological process: L-threonine catabolic process. Lineage: Eukaryota; Metazoa; Chordata; Mammalia; Primates; Cebidae. The transcript is spliced from 8 exons. The coding region runs from base 665 to 1672 and encodes 335 amino acids. Gene Ontology annotation, molecular function: L-threonine 3-dehydrogenase activity. The record is from RefSeq and is a predicted model, not a curated record.
AAAAAUUAUGUGAUCUUUGAAACUAUAAGAAAAUGGCUUUUCUACAUGACCCUCUCUCCAGAGAUGAUGGUAAAACAAAAACUCUUCACAGCUUCCUAAAUAUUGCUGCGAGCCUUUUUGUCUCACACCUCUGCUUUUCUAGGCUGGUUCAUUGUAAGACAACAUGUGAGUGUUAACACAAGAUUUACAGGGCACUUUGUGUUUGUUCUGGGACCUAUUUGUAUCCUCAGACAUUGUGGAUAAGUUGAUAACAGUUGUAGUCAAGACUUAAAGCCUUCACCAGGAUCCACCGACUUUGUCUCUGUGAUGUGCAGGUUCUCUGUGCAGUAACCACCUCUGUUGCAUUAGAUCCCAGCUGGUGUCAGCGCUGUGCAGUGUCAAUUCUGAAUCUCAGUUCAGCCUUUGUUUGGCCAGACUUUGUGUGAGCAACCCUUUAUCCCUUUAUCACAGGGCCUGGCUCACGGGAGGCCCUUGACUGGCUUCCCAUCGGCGAACUCAGCAGUCUCUUUCGUUCCGUUCCUGAAUCUAAAACCACAGCUUUGCCCAUUCGCUGGCAAUCUUAGUGUUCAUUUCAGUUGAAGAGUUUGUUUUGAAGAGCUGGAGGGAUAAAAGGUCACAUCAUUAACUCUGCUCAUUUUCUUCCCACAAGGUAUUUGAAAAGAAAAUGCCGUUCAUUAGGAUGCUGAGGCGAGUGGGGCAGAGCCCAGCGUGUGUCUGCUGGACGUCUGUCCUGCCGGUCCGAUUUCUGGGCCUCUCCCCUCGGCAAAUUCCAGCAGAUGCUAACUUCCACUCUGCCUCUUUCUCUGACACAGACCAUCCACGGGUCUUAAUUACAGGGGGUCUUGGCCAGCUGGGAGUGGGGCUUGCUAAUCUUUUGAGGAAACGAUUCGGGAAGGACAGUGUGAUUUUGUCUGACAUAAAGAAACCCCCCGAUUGUGUCUUUCACAGCGGUCCAUUCAUUUAUUCUGAUAUCUUGGAUUACAAGAAUCUUCGGGAGAUCGUGGUAAACAACCGCAUCACCUGGCUGUUUCACUAUAGCGCUUUGCUCAGCGCCGUUGGAGAAGCAAAUGUUUCCCUGGCGAGAGCAGUGAAUAUAACGGGCCUGCAUAACAUCCUGGACGUUGCUGCAGAACACAACCUGCGAUUGUUUGUACCUAGCACGAUCGGAGCUUUUGGACCCACCUCUCCCCGGAACCCAACCCCCGAUCUCUGUAUUCAGAGACCCAGGACCAUCUACGGGGUGUCCAAGGUCCACGCAGAGCUCAUGGGAGAAUAUUAUCAUUACCGGUAUGGGUUAGAUUUCCGAUGCCUGAGAUAUCCUGGAAUCAUUUCAGCUGACUCCCAGCCUGGAGGAGGAACAACCGACUAUGCUGUCCAGAUUUUUCAUGAUGCCACAAAGCAUGGCAAAUUUGAGUGCAACCUGGAAGCCCACACGAGGCUGCCGAUGAUGUAUAUUGAUGACUGUCUCAGGGCCACCCUGGAGGUCAUGGAGGCCCCCGCCGAGUCCCUCUCCAUGAGGACCUACAACGUCAGUGCCAUGAGCUUCACACCCGAGGAGCUGGCCCAGGAGGUCCUCAAGCACGUGCCAGAGUUCCAGAUCACAUACAACGUGGAUGCCAUCCGGCAGGCCAUAGGUUGGUACCUGGCCUUUACUCGGAUAGUUGGCCGAUGAACUUCGAUGACAGCAAUGCUCGGAAGGACUGGGGGUGGAAACAUGGUUUUGACCUUCCAGAGUUGGUGACUACCAUGUUGAACUUCCAUGGAUCUGAAACCAGAGUUUCCCAAGCCAACUGAAAGAGUUUGAAAGAGGAGAUCAUGCGUGUCCUCAUCCACUGUCCAAGGAGAACUGUCAGCACUCCAUGGUUCUAGAUUCCCAAGAGCCUACAUUAUUUGGAACUGACUAAUAGGGCUAAAUUUUGGCAGUUCAUAUUGAACCGCUAGAUAAAGAAUGGAGUUAAUUUCAAGCAUUUUCAGAAUGUUGUAGGUACGGUGGUGGGGACUUGUCAGUUUUCACUGUUUGCCUAAACUUGUCUAAACACAUUCCACAGAAUAAGACUUAAGUCAUCCUUAGGUUCCAUUUCCUUAAUUAAGAUGAGCUGACCAUUUCUGGGAAGGUGGAAGUAUGUGACAUUUGUAUUUAAUUAGAUUCCAUUUAAAUAUUCCUCCUAAGACUCAAUUAUUCUCUUGACUAGCGACCAAAGAUUACAUUUUAAGGACUUUCAAAGAUGUACUCCUGAUUGAAAAGUCUUCUUUACUAUCCCAGCAGAACGUAAAACACGUUUGGUGUAUUCAUCUCCUGUUCGUCACGGUUAAGAUAUUUUGACACUGCCUCAACAAUUACCACUUCUAGUUUUUCUGUAAGAUGCUAGAUCUGUCGGAAAUUAAGAAUUUAAAGAUGAUGUAACCAGUGAAGAGUAGCCCCUCCCUUAUUUUGAUUGCCCUCCUGUUAGUGAGCUAAGUUUAAUUCCCAGGAACACAAUUCCCUGACCUGGCAAUGUCAGCAUCUAGGGAGAUUGUCUAAUAUACAGGUUUCUGGGCUAUGCCCCUUUAGCUUUACUCGUUAUGUGCCAGGUGCCACUGGUUAUUUGAAUCCAGCUGAGGCCCACUAGUCAGACUAAUUUAGACCAACGCAGUUUUCUAAAGAGCACUUGCUUGUUACAUCCUUUUUUUAGACCUUCCUAGGUUGAGCCUUCAGAAGAGCUACUCUAAACCCUCUGAUGCAGUUACCAUAUAGAUACAUCCAGGUUAAGUUUUUAAAUUAAAGUUAGGCCAAAUCACCAAUUUGUGAUGGUAUUUUAUGGCAAGGACAUGAGUAUGUUCUGAAAAUACUGUAAAUCCUGUCAUUUAUAAAAAUAAAUAUUUCUGAUGCAAUGACCGUAUAGAUACGUACAGGUUAACUUUUUUCCAGUGACCUCAGAAUGUACUACAUGUAAAAUCACUGGAAAGUGAGACUUCAAUUUCACAGAUUAAUCAUGGAAAUAUUUGAUAACAGCUAUCAAGGAUUAAAAGGCAUUUAUGUUACAUGCUUAAUAAUAAAAUGCUAUGCAUUUGGAGUUUUGAA